AAGAGGCGACUAAAAGGGGUCACACAAACACAGGCACACACAUACACCGACUAGGACGUUAAAAGUAUGGAACAUAUGGAAGUAAAAGUAUGGAGAAUGUAAGACAAAGAAAAAGCUAAUUCAAAAAAUGCGUGGGGUUUGGGGCUGGCGGUGCUGCCCCCUUUAGGGGCGAAAUUAGAUGGAUGGAUGGGGUAUCUGAGACCCCAAGGUACCGGUGAUGCUGCAUACCGAUAUUAUGCCACCGGGGUGUCAGGGACCCCGUAGCAUCAAUGACACUGGUUGCAUACCGACAUUACGGCAUUCAGGGUAUCUGAGACCCCGAGGUACUGGUGAUGUUGCAUACGAAUAUUAUGCCACCGGGGUGUCAGGGACCCCGAAGCAAAUAGCGAAAUAUAAGACCUAAAAACGAACAAAUCGUGAAACUCACUUUUUCGAGGUAGUGUAAUUAUAAAACAAACUUGUAAUUAAUUAAGAAAUUAUUCACGCACAAACAAUGAAAAUGCAUCGACACAAGAUUUAACGCGAUGCAAGCGUCGAGGCCGCUUACAGAAAAAAUGAAGAACUAAAUUUUUUGUCUGCAGUGACUACAGCUGUAGUCACUGGUUCGUGGUAUAUGGGAUUUAAAAAUGGCUCCAAUUAAAGUUGGUCCUCACUUGAAAGAAUUACGAAUUCUUUUAUGUCAAACAUCAAAAUCUAGUCAAGGUGUUAGAGAUUUCAUUAAAGCACAGUAUGUACCUCUUAAAAGACAAAAUCCACAACUUCCAGUUUUAAUUAGAGAAUGUUCCUCGAUUGAACCUUUCCUUUACGCACGAUAUGAACGUGGUGUAGAGCAGUGUAUUGCUUUGCAGAAUUUAAAAUCUGAAGAAAUUCUGAAACGAGUUCAAGAACUCGCGGCUAAUACACCACAAUAAUAUUUGUAGUAUAAAUGUAUAUUAAUUAAUUCAGAUAUAAAAUAAAGUAGUUGUAUAAAUUUUA
Messenger RNA from Osmia bicornis bicornis, 975 nucleotides. RefSeq names its product NADH dehydrogenase [ubiquinone] 1 alpha subcomplex subunit 2 (gene ND-B8). Bases 627 to 911 code for a protein of 94 amino acids. Lineage: Eukaryota; Metazoa; Arthropoda; Insecta; Hymenoptera; Megachilidae. The record is from RefSeq and is a predicted model, not a curated record. The transcript is spliced from 3 exons.